Molecule: messenger RNA, 1102 nt
Organism: Andrographis paniculata
Lineage: Eukaryota; Viridiplantae; Streptophyta; Magnoliopsida; Lamiales; Acanthaceae
Exons: 6
Coding region: 7-816 (269 amino acids)
Source: RefSeq, a predicted model, not a curated record
GCGGCAAUGGAUUUCUGGCGUACGGCCCGGAGUUUCGCAGAGGAUGCGGCGAAGAAGUCGCAGGCGCUGACGCAGGGACUUGCUGCGGCGAAUCUUUCCAAUGUCGUAUUCGAGGCUUCCAAGCGAUCAAAGGAAUUGGCCGCUGAGGCGACCAAGAAGUCCAAGGAAUUCGCAGCCGAGGCUUUGAAGCGCGCCGAUGAGAUUGCGGUGCAGAUACCUCCUCCGGCGGCGGUGCUGAGCGAUCUCGUUGAUGUUCAGAAGAGCGAUGACGAGGCUGCUGCUGAUCCUGAGAAGUUUGGCGUCACGGAUGAGUUGAGGCAGUUUGUCCAAGGGAUUACGACCGAUACGUUUAGGAAUUUCCCUGUGGGAGAUGAUUCAGAGGUAGCUGAUAUUCCUACGGUGGCAAAUGUCCGGCAAGAUCUCACUGAAUGGCAAGAAAAGCAUGCCAAGCUUGUUGUAGCGACCGUGAAGGAAAUCUCAAAGCUAAGGUAUCAGUUAUGCCCUCGACUGAUGAAAGAAAGAACGUUCUGGAGGGUGUACUUCAAUCUCGUUAACAGUUAUGUUGCGCCUUACGAAAAGCGCUACAUGGAUGAGGUUAAGCUUCGGGAAGCUACAAAAGCUCAAGUCAAUAAAACAAAUGAAGUCUCAUCGAAUAUAAGAUUUGGAAAAGCAGAUGAGAAUUCGAAAACAUCAAGCAAUAACUUGAAGCCAAUCUCUUCCGACAAGGAUCUGGAUGUGUUUCUCCUCGGAGACUUUGAUGACAACGAUGACAGUCCAGAUGACGGCAGCUUCGACGACGAUUUCUACAAACUAUAGCUAAGCUCUCGACAAGAUUUGCAGCUGUGAAAACUUGGAUUGGGUGCAGAGUGUCCAUUCUGGUGAGUUUGAAACUAAUUGAAAUCUAUUUUGGGUGUAAAUUGGAAAUAGUGUGUGAAUGAGAUUAGGGGUCGAAAUAAAAUAAGUGGAAAGUCUAGGAUGGACUUGGACAAAUAUUCCUUUUCCGUGAUUACCUCUUAAUGACAGACAGACAGACAUUCAUUAGAUUUUGUUAUAUUUUUUUUAAUACAGAAUAUUGUACUUAUUCUAUCCGGUAUAAUUAUAU